UCAAGCCAUGUCUUACAGACAACUACUUCGACAACUAAAACUGCGGGCAACGAUGGCCAGGCUGAGAACCUCGAGUACAUUGCUUUUGCAUUGGUUCCCGUUUUCUUCAUCAUGGGUCUCUUGGGGAUCCUCAUCUGCCACAUCCUUAAGAGAAAAGGGUAUCGUUGCACAACAGAGGCUGAAGAAGUAGAAGAAGAAAAGCUUGAUGAAAAAAUAGAAAUGAAUGAUACUAUACAUGAGAAUAGCGACACUGUGGGAGAAAUUGUUAACAUCAUUAUGAAAAAUGAAGCAAAUGCUGAUGUGUUAAAGGCCAUGGUAGCAGAUAGCAGUGUCUUUGAGCCUGAAAGCCCUUUAUCUCCUACCUCUCCUGGGAGUCCAACGAGUCCAGGCUCUCCUUUGUCACCUGGUGCUGUUCCAUUUAAACACAACUGCAAAGGCCAUCACUUCCAUACUGUUGGAGGAGUAGUAGAAAAAGAUGUGUGUACUCGUUGUAGCCACAAAAGAUGGCAUCUUAUAAAGCCAGCUCACAAGUCUAAAGAGCACAGAAGAAGUCGUCUUGGAGAAGUUACAGUCCUUUCUGUGGGAAGAUUUAGGGUCACAAAAGUGGAGCACAAAUCAAAUUCCAAAGAACGGAAAAGCCUGAUGUCUGUGAGCGGUGUGGAGAGCAUCAGCGGCGACACGGCUGUCCCACCUGCCAAGGAGGAAGAGAGCGAAGCGCCUGCUGCGCCGGGGGGGCAGGAGGGGAGGAGCUCAGAGUAA
Molecule: messenger RNA, 759 nt
Organism: Merops nubicus (carmine bee-eater)
Lineage: Eukaryota; Metazoa; Chordata; Aves; Coraciiformes; Meropidae
Gene: RELL1
Product: RELT-like 1
Exons: 5
Coding region: 112-759 (215 amino acids)
Biological process (GO): positive regulation of p38MAPK cascade
Cellular component (GO): plasma membrane
Source: RefSeq, a predicted model, not a curated record